AUGUCGCCCUACCAGCAUCUGUUUUCGACAAACGCCGUCCUCAAUGUCUGGCGCAACCUGCGCACCCGCGACCAGAACGAUCUGCUUCUCUCGUUUCACGUCCAGCCCGACGACGUGCGCGCUGCGCGGGACCCGCGGUAUGGGAAGGGGGGAGUGGUGGAGACGACGAGCGAUGAGUCGGGCAGGAAGAACACGGUUGUGGACGGGCGAGGCGCGAUAGAUGGGCGGAGCAUCGGCUUUGUGGUGCCAUGGCGGAGCAUGCAGGCGCAGAAGAAGGAGCUGCGGGAGAAGGAGAAGGAGCUGGCCGAUGCCUUGGUUGUGCUGGCGGGAGAGGUUUCCUUUGCGGACCUCCCGCCCGCCCUCCAGUCCUCCCUCACCCAGAACCCCCUCAUUCAAGUCCGCCACCUCGCCGCCGGCCUCUCCCGCCAAAUGUCGCGCGUCGAAGUCCAAAUGGCCGACAACGAGCCCUUCGCGACGGGAAAAAACCUCUACAGCGGCGGCGAGCUCAUCCGCAAAUACCUCCCCGACAUCGAGACCCUCUUCCAGCAGCGCCCCACCCCGCAGCGCAUGAUCUUCGAGCUGCUCCUCGAGCUCAAGGAUCUCGUCUAUGCCGGCAUGCAAGCCUGCGAGCGCGAAGUCAUAGAGUGGGACCUCACCAACUUCAGUUCCUUCGAAGACCUGGACGAAGCCCUCGUCCGCGCCAUCACGCCCCUUCCCUCGGACGAGACGGCGCGUGCAGGCUCCUCGGCCGGGCCUCGCAAACUGCUCCGCCGCAAGGCCUCGAGCAUGAGCAUCCUAUCGCGCCCCUGGCUCCACGACGAGGCAGAGAUCCUGUUCCACCUCGAGUCCCUCGACACCACGGCGGCGGCCAUGUCGCACCUCGCCGUACCCAUCACCGACUUCGCCGCCAAAGCCGCCAUCACCCUGCGCCGCACGCUGCCUCGCCAGGUCCUCAACGAUCACAGCCUUGUGAAACGGAAGAGGACGGGGCGCUGCGCCGAGUACGCGCGCUGCAUGAAGUGGGCGGGCACCAGCUGGCGGCAGGGCGGGGGGUGUCGCCGGGGGUGUAAGAACGAAGACGAAGAUCCCGAGAGCUUACCCAGCUGGCACAGUAGCAGUCGGUGGUUUGAUGAGCGGGGCACGUAUAUGGUUGGUGGGGGGAGGGGCAGUGUGGAGGGGAGGGCGGCCGUGCCGACGGUGAGGGAGAUGUGA
Messenger RNA from Paraphaeosphaeria sporulosa, 1212 nucleotides. RefSeq lists its product as uncharacterized. Lineage: Eukaryota; Fungi; Ascomycota; Dothideomycetes; Pleosporales; Didymosphaeriaceae. The record is from RefSeq and is a predicted model, not a curated record. Bases 1 to 1212 code for a protein of 403 amino acids. The transcript has 2 exons.